AUGGAUGGUGAUGCCAGACAACCACAGGGUCAGGAAGAUCAACCGCCUGUUUACUCAUCAAAUCAAGUAUCACAAUCACAAUCAAAUCAUUAUUCAAGUGAAAGUGCACAGAAUUCCAAUAAAAACUCACCUAAAAAUCAAUUACCAAGAUAUGAAGCGGCUACUGUUGAUAUUAGAACCACAGACAUUGAAUUACAAGAUAUACAACCUGUUAUGGAAGCUCAUUACGCACCAAUCCUCAUUACGCACCAAAUCCAAUAG
Messenger RNA from Hansenula ciferrii, 261 nucleotides. RefSeq lists its product as uncharacterized. NCBI's taxonomy places the organism in Eukaryota, Fungi, Ascomycota, Saccharomycetes, Phaffomycetales, Wickerhamomycetaceae. The record is from RefSeq and is a predicted model, not a curated record. The transcript has a single exon. The coding region runs from base 1 to 261 and encodes 86 amino acids.